ACUUCACAGCCAUGAGCAAGUUGGGCAAGUUGUUUAAAGGGAGAGGCUCCUCCAAGAGCCGAACUGCUCCCAACCCCCAGGAGGCCCUGGCCCGACUACGGGAAACAGAGGAGAUGUUGGGGAAGAAACAAGAGUACCUGGAGAAUCGAAUCCAGAGAGAACUCGCUCUGGCCAAAAAACAUGGCACGAAGGACAAGAGAGCUGCAUUACAGGCACUGAAGAGAAAGAAGAGGUUUGAGAAGCAGCUUACUCAGAUUGAUGGCACUUUGUCCACCAUUGAGUUCCAGAGAGAAGCACUGGAAAACUCACACACCAACACCGAGGUGCUGAGGAACCUGGGCUACGCCACAGAAGCCAUGAAGGCAGUUCAUGAAAACAUGGAUCUGAACAAAAUAGAUGACUUGAUGCAAGACAUCAGCGAGCAACAGGAUAUCGCCCAAGAAAUCUCAGAAGCAUUUUCUCAACGGGUUCAAUUUGGUGAUGGCUUUGAUGAGGAUGAGUUGAUGGCAGAGCUUGAAGAAUUGGAGCAGGAGGAAUUAAAUCAGAAGAUGACAAAUAUCAGGCUUCCAAAUGUGCCUUCUUCUUCUCUCCCAGCUAGAAAGCCCAGUAUGCCCUCCUCCACACAUCGGUCCCGAGCAGCAUCUUCCAGGAGGGCUGAAGAAGACGACGAUGGUUUCAAACAGUUGGCAGCUUGGGCUUCUUAAACUCCAGUGGAUGUUUUUUCUUUUCCUUUGGAUACUGAAAUGAACCAGCUAUUCACAGAAAAUGCUUUUUGCCAAGUUUAAAAGUAAACAGAGACUUUAUUUUAUAUUCAUCCUGGGUGAAUAUUGAUUUUUAAGCUUUGUAAGAAAAAGUUAGGAAGGAUUUCCUGGUGGGAUGGGAGGAGACGCUUGCAUGCAGAUGAUGGUAGGGUGUUUAUCCACCAUUUUCACUAUGGGAUUUCUGGUUUGGUCCAUAGUUGAAAUUCUGUAUAUAUUCGUGCAAAGUAAUUGAAUUCCACUGCUAUAUUAGACAUAUAACAGUUACUAAGCCAUGUAUGUGGUAUACUUUAGGAUAGCUUGGAGAAAAGUGAAGGUACCAAUGCUUACAUUGCCCAGGGUAAUGUAAAUACCCCAUGAAGAGACUCUUUAGCCUCUCUUAGAAGAGGCUUCUUGUGGAGAAGUCUUGUAUGAAUUUAUACAUGCAUAGCUUCACUUGAGUUUUGCCAUUUAAAAUCUCAAAGCAGCUCUAAUUGACAUUUAUUAUGCCAAUUAAGCUUGGAAUGGGGCAAUAGAUGCACUUCCCAAAAUGUUUGAAAGCUCUAAUGGUUUCCACUGCUGAGUGAGAUUCUCUUGGGGAUAAUUUAGCCACUUAGGGAGCUGUAUUGCCACUUGAAGGCUAUGAUGAUGUUGUUUUGGCUUCAUUGUGCUUGUUCAUUCUCUCCUAUGUGUGUUCUUUUGUACAUUUUUGAAUACUUCACAGUACACAUUUCGUAAAUAUAUAAAAUUAUUGGCAAUUGAAAGUUCAUUUUGAAGUUUGGGCCAUAAUUAAUUUUUUAAUGAAAACAAAUUAUAAAAUUAUU
Perognathus longimembris pacificus (Pacific pocket mouse) is the source of this 1561-nucleotide messenger RNA. RefSeq names its product charged multivesicular body protein 4C (gene Chmp4c). Gene Ontology annotation, biological process: vesicle budding from membrane; late endosome to vacuole transport via multivesicular body sorting pathway. The transcript is spliced from 5 exons. Lineage: Eukaryota; Metazoa; Chordata; Mammalia; Rodentia; Heteromyidae. Bases 12 to 704 code for a protein of 230 amino acids. The record is from RefSeq and is a predicted model, not a curated record. Gene Ontology annotation, cellular component: ESCRT III complex; cytoplasmic side of plasma membrane; multivesicular body.